UAUCUGACUUAUGUCAUUUCGCUUUCAAACAAAAAUUAUUUCAUAAGAGCUUACAGUAAUCAUAUUUUGUAACUCAAUGUGGCGAUAAAAUACUAUUAAUCGAAAUGACACCGUUAAUUCGUUUUAAACAUAGGGGGUUGUAUCGAUUAAAUUUGUUUCCAGUUUAUCUGAGACAUUAUGCGGAGAAGGCAGAACAGAAGCCGGAGAAGGUAGUCGAACCUCAAAGGAUUUUCAAGCUGUAUCGAUUCGCAGGCAUCCGCAGCAAGGAGGAACCGAAGAUGCAGACCUUUGAACUUGACAUAAGAAAUUGUGGCAACAUGCUUCUGGACGCCAUGAUCAAGAUAAAAGACAUGGACCCGACGUUCACCUUCCGUAGAUCCUGCCGAGAAGGUAUAUGUGGCUCCUGCGCCGUUUGUCUCCAAGGUCAUAAUUGCCUCGCUUGUAUCACCAGGAUCCCCAAUGCAAAGACGAUAUCUAUCCACCCCCUGCCCCAUAUGUACGUGAUCAGAGACCUCGUGGUGGACAUGGCUCAUUUCUUCAAAGGUUACAACAGUAUCCGGCCAUAUUUGAUUCCAAAAAGCGGGAAGCCAGUAGGCAGCUUGCAGUAUGCUCAGAGCUAUCAAGAUAAUCAAAAACUAGUGGGUCUUUACGAAUGUGUGCUUUGCGCUUGCUGUUCGACCUCUUGCCCGAGCUAUUGGUGGAACGGCAGGAGGUUCCUGGGUCCUGCUUCCCUACUGCACGCCUACCGGUGGGUCAUUGACACUCGAGACGGGGAUACGCAACAGAGAUUGGCGUUUUUAAGAGAUGAUUUCAUGCUGUACCGGUGCCAUACCAUCCUGAACUGUAUGUUGGCUUGCCCCAAAGGCUUACAUCCUGGCUUUGCUAUAGCUAAACUGAAAAGACUUGUAGCGGGUCUUGAUAAAAACCCUCUUCCAGAGAUAGAUCCGCUUAAGUACAGCUCGGGUGGUGGGGGGUGUUCAGACCCCGGCUCCCCUCCCUUAAGUGGGUGUGUAAAAUGAUCUAUUUAUGCAUUAUUUUUGUACAAACAUUUCUUUUUUAUUUUUUUGCGUUUUUUGACCUGACUUAAAUAUGAUCAAGUUAAAAUUCUUAUUGGGUUCUGUUUUAUGCAAUAUUUGGAACUGCACAAUAAUUAAACGAGUUAAUUUA
This is a messenger RNA of Plodia interpunctella (Indianmeal moth), 1167 nucleotides long. Its product is annotated as succinate dehydrogenase [ubiquinone] iron-sulfur subunit, mitochondrial-like. Gene Ontology annotation, biological process: respiratory electron transport chain; aerobic respiration; tricarboxylic acid cycle. The transcript has a single exon. The record is from RefSeq and is a predicted model, not a curated record. NCBI's taxonomy places the organism in Eukaryota, Metazoa, Arthropoda, Insecta, Lepidoptera, Pyralidae. Bases 105 to 1019 code for a protein of 304 amino acids. Gene Ontology annotation, molecular function: electron transfer activity; 2 iron, 2 sulfur cluster binding. Gene Ontology annotation, cellular component: mitochondrial membrane.